AUGCGUGUACAGUCGACCAGUUAUAUUGAGAGUGGUAAAUGUGCUCGUGAUAAGUUACCUGAUCUACUUCAUGUUGAAUACUCAUUGCGGACCCUAUCAAGACCUCAAAUUGACUCGGUGGCAUUCAAAAGUAUCGAUGGUUCGACAUUAGUCGAAUUGAUGGAGUCGUUGGAAAUAAGUGAAUUUGAAAAGAAAUUCAUCAUUGUCGAUUGUAGAUAUCCUUAUGAAUAUAACGGCGGACAUAUUAGGGGUGCCAUCAAUCUGCACGAUCCAUCGAAUUUACAGUCGGUUUUCUAUCCGAAUUCGAUCCCAAAAUUCCAAGCGAUGCUCCGACGGAUACCAAUUUUCUAUUGUGAAUAUUCACAAGAACGUGGCCCAUCAAUGGCGUCUGCAUUGCGACAGUAUGAUCGCUGUAGAAAUGAAUCACGUUAUCCAGAAGUAGAUUAUAAAGAGAUUUAUGUUCUGGAUCGUGGAUAUAGGAAAUUCUUUAGACAAGAUGGAUUCGUGCGUUUCUGUGAGCCGCAAACGUACGUCACAAUGCGAGAGCCAUCGUAUCAUGAAGAACUGAAACGUUACCGUUUCCAUAAGACGAAAUCAUUCGGUGGUUUGAGUUCAUCAUACCGAAUGAGUAAUCUUAACGUCGAUGCCACUAAUGUCCCUCGCCGAACGCGAUUAACAUUUCGAAGUAUCUCAGAGGAUACCACCUCAACAAUGACCCCGUUAAGGUCAUCAUUAAAGAACAGCACUGAUAUUAAUUUAACUUCCCGUUGUCCAGAUUUAUUCGGCUCUCCGUUUCCGUGUCCAUCCGCUGCAAUCACACCGCCCAAAAGCGAUGCUGGCCCCAUUAAAAUGCCACAUUUCUCAUGA
Molecule: messenger RNA, 867 nt
Organism: Anisakis simplex (herring worm)
Lineage: Eukaryota; Metazoa; Nematoda; Chromadorea; Rhabditida; Anisakidae
Source: the annotation of a GenBank genome assembly